UCGUACACGUGCCCUUGUGCUUUUAUUUUGAAAUGCGCGCUCGCUCCGGCGGCUGUCGCAGUACACGGCAGUGGUGACGCGCCGCCGCUGUCAUAGAGCUCCAGUCCAGCGAUUAGGGAAGAAGCUGAAACUGGUGUCGACGGAGCUGGAAAUAUUACGUUGACUGUGACAUUAUCAGUGCUUCUUCAUAGCUGUUGUGUUAUGGAUGCCACCUGCUGGUUUUGCUGAUCUACUGCUCCUCACAAAGUUCAGAGGGCCAUGAGCCCAGUCAGCUUCCAUCUACAGUAUGAGCCUCCGAACCAUAGGGGGUGCUGUGCUCAGCUCCCUGGGCCCUAGUCUGGCAGCACAAGCUGGAGGACCCUGGAGCUCCAUCUCUUUCAGACCCAUACCCUCCUUGCUUCAGACCAUGGUACCUGCCGGUUACACUGCUUUACAGGAGGAACGGCUGGCUAUGGUGGACCUCGGCACGCCCAAGCCAGAGUCCCUCAAAAACGGGUUCCACCGCGAGCCACGCCGCCACUCAGACCGCAGCAGCAGAACAUCCGUCAGCCUGUCUGACGCCGGAGAUGGACGCUAUGCGGAGACGGAGCCCAUGUUGCCUGAUGACAGACUUUCAGGAGAAGAGGCAGACGAGGAAGAGGAGAACGAGGAGGAAGGGCAGCAGCUGGCGACCAGAAACAUGCCCAAAGAGUCGCCCCUGGCCAUGGCACUGCAGAUACUAGUGCCCUUCCUUCUAGCUGGGUUCGGGACGGUGUCAGCCGGUGUGGUACUUGAUAUAGUACAGCAUUGGGAAGCGUUUAAGAACAUUACAGAGAUUUUCAUCCUGGUUCCAGCUCUUUUGGGUUUGAAAGGAAACCUGGAGAUGACUCUGGCUUCCAGACUUUCCACAGCGGUGAAUGUGGGGAAAAUGGACUCACCCAUAGAGAAGUGGAAUCUCAUUAUUGGGAAUUUGGCACUGAAACAGGUUCAGGCCACCGUAAUAGGGUUCCUGGCAGCAGUAGCAGCUGUUGUACUGGGUUGGAUUCCUGAGGGAAAGUUCCAGUUCAGUCACGCCGUUUUGCUGUGUUCCAGUAGUGUCGCUACAGCCUUCAUAGCAUCAAUGCUGCAGGGUAUAAUAAUGGUGGGUGUAAUUGUGGGCUCUAAGAAGACAGGCAUCAAUCCUGAUAAUGUAGCCACACCCAUUGCCGCCAGUUUUGGUGACCUCAUCACGCUAGCCAUCCUGGCAGGGAUCAGCCAGGGCCUCUACAACUGCAUAGACUCUCACCCAUAUGUGUCAUCUCUGGUGUGUGCCUUCUUCAUGUGUCUGACUCCACUGUGGAUGGUCAUCUCCUCCAAACACCCUGCCAGCCGUCAGCUGCUGUACUCAGGCUGGGAGCCUGUGAUCACUGCCAUGUUCAUCAGCAGUAUUGGAGGACUCAUUCUGGACAAAACUGUUUCUGAUCCCAACCUGGCUGGGAUUGUGGUUUACACGCCCGUUAUCAAUGGUAUCGGGGGAAACCUGGUGGCCAUCCAAUCCAGUCGGAUAUCCACCUACUUGCACUUUCACAGCACCCCUGGAGAGGUUCCUGACGAGGCCAAGGGUUGCUACUACCCCUGCCGCACCUUCUGUGGCACAGGGGCCAAUCACAGGUCAGCACAGGUACUGCUGUUACUGGUUAUUCCUGGCCAUUUGAUCUUCCUGUACACUAUUGAUCUGAUGGAAAGAGGUCACACCUCACUGACGCCCGUCUUCAUGGUUGUGUAUUUGGCUGCUGCUCUUUUCCAGGUGUUCUUGUUGCUUUGCAUAGCGGACUGGAUGGUGCACUCCAUGUGGAAGAGCGGGAAAGAUCCGGACAGUUUCUCUAUCCCGUACCUGACAGCGCUGGGCGACCUGUUGGGAACCGCCUUCCUAGCUCUCAGCUUCCACUUCCUGUUUAUCAUCGGAGACCAAGACAGUGAUGUGGGUGACUGAGGUCUUUCUUUGACCUUUGAUCCACAGCUCAAACUAUAUCAUACUUGCUGCCCUCACUUAUUGCCUUGAAUGGCUGCUUGUUGGAUCACAUGGCAUGUGGCAACAAAGCAAACUUAGCAUUUCUCUGUCAGGUUUAAACAUUUUCGUGACUCUUCUUAAAGUGCCAGAUGAUUUUUAAGCUGCAUCGAGAGAAUCUGCACAUGCAGUGAGGGAUAGAAGGUGGUAAAACGACUCCAUCAUCUCAAACAGGGUGAUUUCUGGUCCGUCUGACAUGGGACGGUACGAAAAGCAUCUUUAGUUCUCACUCCUACCAUGUCAGUUUUCCUUAUCAGCACUAUAACAGUGGAAGGCAUGGAAGUUUGUUUCCGCCACAUAAAAAAAGAAAAAUUUCGACUUUUUAUCAGAAUUGUGUAAUAUAAAGUCGCAAUUGUGAGUUAUAAAGUCAGAAUUGUGUGAUACAAACUCGCAAUUCUGACUUUUUCGCAAUUGCGAGUUAUAAAGUCCAAUUCUGAGGGAAAAAGACUGACUUUUUCUCAGAAUUGUGAGUUUAUAUCUCACAAUUAUGACUUUAACUUGCAAUUGGGUGAAAAAAAAACGACUUACGACUUUAUAAGACGCAACUGCGACUUUAAAUCACGCAAUUCUGACUAUAACUCGUAAUUGCGAGUGUAUAUCACACAAUUCUAACUUUAAAACUCACAAUUGCGAGUUUAUAUCAUGCAAUUCUGAGAAAAAAGUCAGAAUUGCAAGAUGUAAACUCAAAAAAAGUCAAAAUUGUGAGAUUUUUUUAUUUUUUAUUCAGUGGUGGAAACGAGUUUCUAUUGGAAGGACCAAAUACAACCGCUAAAAAUAAGAAUAUAUAAGAUUGUUGUGGUGAUUGUACUUUAUUUAUUUGCCAUUUUUUGUCUUUGUCCUUCUUUAUUUACUACUUUACCUAUGUAUUUUUUAUUGUUGUCUGUUUAGAGUGACUUUAAGACACAACCUUGUUGCCACGAUUUCUUCCUGUAUGUCCAAUCAAAUCGGACCUUAUUACAAGUAUAACCGCACAGUUUUACUCAACCAGUGCCAGAUCAAUUCAUAUAAACCUCUGUAAUGCAGUUUGAAAGUUAAAGCGUUACUAUACAUAUUGCUUAAUAGCAUAGAAUAAUGAACUAAUAUAUAUCUGCUUCGAGAAAAGGGAAUAGACUUUCAACUGCUCAUUCAAGAAAACAACGGUCUAAGUAACAAUUCAAAAUGCCAGACUUUCUUUUUCGGUGAAAAAUCUCAUGUAUGCAAUUGAAAACAAAAUGAGGUGAAUGUACAACAGAGACACUCUUAUACAAGUCUAUAUUUGUGUGUGUGUGAACUUUUUUUUGUACAUUGUUACUAAGGUGCCAUGAACAGCGAUUUUUCUAUAGGGAAAAAGAGUUUCUACAGGCACCAAUGGAGGAUUCUUAGUGUAUCUUUCUGCCAUGCUUUUUUUGAUACUCAAAAUGUUUAAUAAAGGUUUAAUAAAAGUUUACGUCCAAUA
Messenger RNA from Ctenopharyngodon idella (grass carp), 3461 nucleotides. It is a transcript of the gene slc41a2b, whose product is annotated as solute carrier family 41 member 2b. Gene Ontology annotation, molecular function: monoatomic cation transmembrane transporter activity. Gene Ontology annotation, cellular component: plasma membrane. The transcript has 11 exons. Gene Ontology annotation, biological process: monoatomic cation transport. Lineage: Eukaryota; Metazoa; Chordata; Actinopteri; Cypriniformes; Xenocyprididae. Bases 287 to 1951 code for a protein of 554 amino acids. The record is from RefSeq and is a predicted model, not a curated record.